Emiliania huxleyi CCMP1516 is the source of this 1502-nucleotide messenger RNA. RefSeq names its product dTDP-glucose 4,6-dehydratase. The record is from RefSeq and is a predicted model, not a curated record. Gene Ontology annotation, molecular function: UDP-glucuronate decarboxylase activity; NAD+ binding. The transcript is spliced from 11 exons. The coding region runs from base 43 to 1092 and encodes 349 amino acids. Lineage: Eukaryota; Haptophyta; Isochrysidales; Noelaerhabdaceae. Gene Ontology annotation, cellular component: cytoplasm. Gene Ontology annotation, biological process: D-xylose metabolic process.
CGCGGCGGGCCACAGGCCGCCCACGCCCAAAAGGUUUGCAGAAUGAGCAACGGGACCGCAGAGAAGAAGGACCCGUAUCUGCGGGUGCUCGUGACGGGCGGCGCCGGGUUCCUGGGCUCGCACCUGUGCCGCCGGCUCGUCGCUCAGGGCCACGAGGUCGUCUGCCUCGACAACUUCUUCACCUCGCAAAAGACAAACGUGGCCGACCUGAUCGGCAAGCCGAACUUUGAGCUCAUCCGACACGACGUGACCACGCCCUUCUUCAUCGAGUGCGACCAGAUCUACAACAUGGCCUGCCCCGCCUCGCCGGUGCACUACCAGUACAACCCCGUCAAGACGAUGAAGACGUCGGUGCUCGGCGCCAUGAACAUGCUCGGCCUCGCCAAGCGAGUCAAGGCUCGCCUCCUCCAGGCGUCGACCUCGGAGGUGUACGGAGACCCCGAGGUGUCGCCGCAGCCGGAGGAGUACUGGGGAAAGGUCAACUGCAACGGCGUGCGCUCGUGCUACGACGAGGGCAAGCGCGCGGCCGAGACGCUCUGCUUCGACUACCACCGGCAGAACGGCGUCGACAUCCGCGUCGCGCGCAUCUUCAACACCUACGGGCCCGGGAUGCACCCGUACGACGGCCGCGUCGUCUCAAACUUCAUAAUGCAGGCCAUCAACGGGGAGGACAUCACCGUGUACGGCGAGGGGAAGCAGACGCGCUCCUUCUGCUUUGUCGACGACCUCGUCGACGGGCUGAUGAAGCUGAUGAACCAGACCAGCACCAUCGGCCCAGUCAACAUCGGCAACCCGGGCGAGUUCACGAUCAAGCAGCUGGCCGAGCUCGCGAUCAAGCACACCGGCUCCAGCUCGAAGAUCGUGCACCUCCCGCUCCCCGGAGACGACCCGCAGCAGCGAAAGCCCGACAUUACCAAGGCGCGCGAGAUCCUCGGCUGGGAGCCAAAGAUCAAGUUGGAAGAUGGGCUGCCAAAGGCGGUCGCAUACUUCUCCUCGCUCGACCUAUCCCGCUUCCGCAAGCCGACAAAGCACACCGCGCACCUCAACACGGACGCACAGGCGGCCGACGCAUCGCGCGCCUCCAAGGCCUAGGCCCGCGCCCCGUCUCUCGGCCCCCUUCGGCCGGCGCCGGGAUGAGCCCUUUGUGGCUAGCUGCCUGGCCGUUGCCUGGCCGCGCUCGCAGCUCCUUCCCGCGGCUCUGGCUGGCGCGGCGGAGGGGUGGGGAGCGGGUCGAGGGAGCGGGACGCGUCGGUCGUCGCGCGGCUUGGAACGCGCGGGCCCGGGCGUUUCGACUGAACUCUGAACGCGUGUCUCUCCACCGCCGAUGCGAGCGUGCGGUGUGUACCUCUAUCUGUGUGUGGAUGUGUGCGCAUACCCGGGUUGUGCUGUGGCGUGGGGCGUGGCGCGCACACCGCGCACAUGCGCGCGCGGGCGGAGAGAGAGACGAGCCUCUUUCACGAGUAACUUUCAUCUUGUGGGAGACCGUUCAUACCUUCUCACUC